Molecule: messenger RNA, 3192 nt
Organism: Ceratitis capitata (Mediterranean fruit fly)
Lineage: Eukaryota; Metazoa; Arthropoda; Insecta; Diptera; Tephritidae
Gene: Nct
Product: nicastrin
Exons: 7
Coding region: 125-2257 (710 amino acids)
Biological process (GO): protein processing; Notch receptor processing
Cellular component (GO): membrane
Source: RefSeq, a predicted model, not a curated record
CACACCGCAAAAUAAUUAUCACAAAAGACAACAUCCUCAGCUGCUAACUGCAGCGAAAAAUUGCAUUCUUCAUUUUGUGAAAACUUUUAUAUUUUAUUACAAUUAAAAGUGGCAAAAGUAAAAAAUGUACCUUGGAUUGAUCUCUUUGCUUAUCCUGCUAGCGAUAAGCUUAAACAUAGCAAUUGCCGUCGAAAGUCGUCGUGUACAUGACAAAAUAUACACAUCCAUAAGUGGAGCCAGCUGCUUCAGACGUCUCAAUGGCACGCACCAAACAGGCUGUUCAUCGAGUCAAUAUGGUUCGACGGGAGCAUUACAUCUUAUACAAGUUGUUGAAGACUUUGAAUUUUUACUACGCAACCCACCUGCACCACCAUAUGCACCUAUGAUACCACCGCAUCUCUUCACACGGGAAAAUAUAAUGCGUUUAAAGGAACAGGGGACAAGCAGUAUUUCUGCAGUGCUCCUAAUUGGCGGCAAAGAAAAGGUGACGCAAUUCUCUCAUGAACUUACCUGCCCUAAUAGAUAUAGUGGACUGUUAUUGUCUGAAAGCAACGAAACGGCGACAUGCGAUACACGUAAUCCCGAAAACGCGUGGAAUCCUUGGGGUUCAGGAUUGUUGCAUGAAGAUUUUCCUUUUCCCAUCUUAUACAUAUCCGAUGAGGAUGAGGUUAAUAAACUAAAAUCAUGUUUUGAAAAAUUUAAUAAUUACGAUUACGAAGGGCAUAACACACGCAGCCUUUGUUCUGUAGAACUACAACAAUUUAUGGUUGGAGCCGUAAGCUCCGAAGUGUGUAUACGUCGUACAAAUUUCCUUAAUAAUCUAGGGAGCACCAAAUACUGUGAUCCCUUGGAAGGUAGCAAUGUCUAUGCAACACUUUAUCCCCGUAAUAUUCAACCAAAUGCUGUCAAUGGGCAAGCUAAUGAAACGAACAUAACUGAUGAAAAAGAAAAGUUUAUUUUAAUCACUUGUAGAAUGGACACUGCGUCAAUGUUUGACAAUAUAGCCCUCGGUGCCAUGGAUUCGCUGACAGGAUAUGUCACGCUGAUGAGCAUAGCCAGCACUUUAAAACAAUAUCUACCUAGUAAUUCCUCAAAUUUAACUAAGAAAACUAAUAUACUUUUUGUCAUCUUCAACGGCGAAUCAUACGAUUAUAUUGGCUCUCAGCGUUUUGUGUUUGAUAUGGAAAAUUUUGACUUUCCAUCGGCCUCAACACAAAGAGCACCUAUAACAUUUGAGAAUAUAGAAUUAAUGAUCGAUAUUGGUGUGUUAGAUGAAAUUUCUACAAUAAAUGUGCAUACACUAAAUAAAACCGACAAAGCGGAGGAAUUCGUCAGAGUUUUAAAUUCCCAGAGCCAGAACUUUAACAUAAAUUAUCAGCUAAAUGUGGGUAAUAAUAUUCCACCAACUUCAGCGCAAUCAUUCCUCCGCAAAAUGAAAACAUUCCCUGCCAUAAUAUUAAACUCAAAGCCCCAAAAUAAAUACUAUCAUUCCAUCUACGAUAAUGCGGCAAAUUUGAAUUUUACCUAUUAUAAUCACACCGAACAAAAUUACACAAAACUUAUUUCUACGGAGGAGGCACUACAACUAUUCCCAGCAGAAUCUGUGCAAAUGAAAAUACGUAAUGCGUCUACAAGUGUAGCAUUGGCUUUAACGCAAAUCCUGUUUAACCAAGGUCCCAAAGUGAAAGGUUACGCUAGUCCUUUAUUGAUCGACGAGCUAUUGCAUUGUUUCCUAGAAGCAGCUGACUGCAGACUAUUUAAAGAUAUUUCGCCAGUGAAUAGCUUACCAGGACCACCCUUCCCACCAAUGCGUUACAUCAGCGUGCUUAUGAGCCCACAAGACGCUUCUGGUUGGACUUAUCGUCUUAUGGGUUUUCUAUUGUCAGACGAAGUAGAUACACCCGAAGAAAAAUGUGCGCCACUGCCACUGCAAUGGAUUGCGGGACCGAAAGGCGUCGGCGAGUGUCGACACACAACAAAUAAUUAUACUUACGCAUUGAGUCCAGCGUUUUUAAUCGAUAAUUACGACUGGAAAUCUGGGGAAUACUCAACCUGGACUGAAUCGACGUGGACAAAACUUAGCGCACGCAUGUUCCUACGACCGUCCAGAGUACACGAAAUCGUCACACUCUCCAUUGGCAUUGUUGUGUUGAUAAUAUCAUUUUGCUUAAUGUACAUAAUUAGUAGUCGAUCGGAGGUGCUUUUCGAAGGCGCAACGUCAAGUUCCGAUGCGUUAUCGGCUCCGACUGCUUGUUAAUAACAAAAAGCAUACCCCAAAAGCAAUAAUUUAUAAACAUUAAUGACAGCCCGUCUUAAAAAAGAAAAAACUAAAUAAAUUACAAAAAAUACUUACACCUGUGCUUAAUUGGAAUGUGGCAAUAAAUAUAUAUAUAUACUUUCUUACAACACAACAGCAAAUAAUUGUCAAAUCGUCUACUCAUAAAGAUCAAAAACAAUAGCGAUCAAAUUUCAUAAAUACCAGAAUCACUACAACAACAACAACAUCACACCUACUUCCUACCACAAUUGUCCUGUCUUGCAUUAUCUCACCCUGCAGUAUUUUCGCCAUCACUCGUUAAUUGGUAACAAAAUAAUUGUGUGUACAACUCGGCACAAAUGCUGAUUCGUAUAUUUAUACAUACAUACAUAUAUAUGUGCAUAUAAAAGACGAACACAUUAACGUUGUCGCACGUGACGUACUAUAUACACUUAAAGACUGCUGCAAAGUUGUUACAUUUUUACCAAAAUAAAAACCACAAUAUCAUAUGAAAUACAAUAGAUAAAUUUAACAAAAGAAAUUGAAAGUAAUAAAUAGAAAAGAUAAAACGAAACUAUUUUAGUCAUACAUAAAUAGGUGACAUUUAGCAAUAAACGGCAUUUUUCUUACUGAAAAUUACUGUAUUAUUAAUCUACCUUAAACAAUAAUUAAACUGUUAUCCUUAAAAAAAAUAUAUAAAUAUAAAUUUGUCAACAAAUUAAAUAGCUUUGUAAUGAGCACUUUGUGUAUGUCGAUCCUGUUCGAGUGCAAUCAUUUAGUGGGUUUUUGACAUUUAGUUAUUAUUUUUUAUUUUUUUGUAUUAACUCGAAUCACAAUCUAAUAUAUAUGUAUAAUUAUAUGUAAUAUGAUAUUCCAUUUCAUAAUCUAAUUAAAUUUGUAUUACUCAAUAUGUUUCCAGAUUUUCGUAUAAUGCA